AUGGAGCUGGAAUAUGAGCUGCCCAAUGCCACCGCGUUCUGGUUCUCCCCAGCCUCCCCCUUUGACAAUUUCUCUGUGGAGGCACCCUCCAACACGUCCCAGAACAGCACAGGGCAGCACUUCGACCUGACCAGCAAUGCCAUCCUCACCUUCAUCUACUUCGUGGUCUGCAUCAUAGGGCUGUGUGGCAACACACUGGUGAUCUACGUCAUCCUUCGCUAUGCCAAGAUGAAGACCAUCACCAACAUCUACAUCCUCAACUUGGCCAUUGCAGAUGAGCUCUUCAUGCUUGGGCUGCCCUUCCUGGCCAUGCAGGUGGCCCUGGUGCAUUGGCCCUUUGGCAAAGCUCUCUGCAGAAUUGUCAUGACGGUGGAUGGGAUCAAUCAGUUCACCAGUAUCUUCUGCCUGACGGUGAUGAGCGUUGACCGGUACCUGGCUGUGGUCCAUCCCAUCAAAUCUGCCAAGUGGAGGAGGCCCAGGACAGCCAAAAUGAUCAACGUGGCAGUUUGGGGUGUCUCCCUGCUGGUGAUCAUGCCCAUCAUGAUUUAUGCUGGGGUGCAGCACAAUCACGGCAGGAGUAGCUGCACCAUCAUCUGGCCAGGGGAGUCGGGUGCCUGGUACACAGGUUUCAUCAUCUAUGCCUUCAUCCUGGGCUUCCUGGUGCCUCUCACCAUCAUCUGCCUUUGCUACUUGUUCAUCAUCAUCAAAGUCAAGUCCUCAGGCAUCCGAGUGGGCUCCUCCAAGAGGAAAAAGUCCGAGAAGAAAGUCACCAGGAUGGUCUCCAUCGUGGUCGCUGUCUUCAUCUUUUGCUGGCUCCCCUUCUACAUCUUCAACGUGUCCUCAGUCUCCGUCCUCAUCGUGCCCACACCUGUCCUCAAGGGCAUGUUCGACUUUGUGGUGGUCCUCAGCUAUGCCAACAGCUGUGCCAAUCCCAUCCUUUAUGCCUUCCUGUCUGACAACUUCAAGAAGAGCUUUCAGAACGUCCUGUGCCUGGUGAAGGUCAGUGGCAUGGAUGAGGCAGACCGGAGUGACAGCAAGCAGGACAAAUCCAGGCUCAACGAGACCACGGAAACCCAAAGGACCCUGCUCAACGGUGACCUGCAGACCAGCAUCUGA
Messenger RNA from Acanthisitta chloris (rifleman), 1116 nucleotides. It is a transcript of the gene SSTR2, whose product is annotated as somatostatin receptor 2. The transcript has a single exon. Lineage: Eukaryota; Metazoa; Chordata; Aves; Passeriformes; Acanthisittidae. Gene Ontology annotation, biological process: neuropeptide signaling pathway; cellular response to glucocorticoid stimulus; cellular response to estradiol stimulus. The coding region runs from base 1 to 1116 and encodes 371 amino acids. The record is from RefSeq and is a predicted model, not a curated record. Gene Ontology annotation, cellular component: neuron projection; membrane. Gene Ontology annotation, molecular function: somatostatin receptor activity; neuropeptide binding.